Molecule: messenger RNA, 895 nt
Organism: Panicum virgatum (switchgrass)
Lineage: Eukaryota; Viridiplantae; Streptophyta; Magnoliopsida; Poales; Poaceae
Product: sm-like protein LSM2
Exons: 3
Coding region: 228-596 (122 amino acids)
Biological process (GO): mRNA splicing, via spliceosome
Cellular component (GO): P-body; Lsm1-7-Pat1 complex; U4/U6 x U5 tri-snRNP complex
Molecular function (GO): RNA binding
Source: RefSeq, a predicted model, not a curated record
CCCUCUCCCGCUCUGGAGUCAGGGCUCGGGCCUCAGGUUCAUCUCCUCCCUCUGUUUCUUAAACCUUUCCCUUCUCUCGGACUCCCCUCCGCUCUUCCUUCCCUGGCGGCGACGACUCGGCGAGCGGCGGCGCCAUUUGUCACGUCUUCGCCCAGCCCUUUGCCGGCGACGAGCGUCCUCCAGGUGUCAGCUGAGCCGGCAGCAGCGAGUGUUGUCAAGCCGCCGCCAUGGUGAUUCCGGGAUUCCUCCACUGCACAGAUCGUUCGUCUCCGCUUCUGGUGUCUCUUACGUGCCCCCGUCGAUGUUCCUUUUUGCAGUUGUUCUUCUCCUACUUCAAGGAGCUCGUGGGGAAGGAGGUGACGGUGGAGCUUAAGAACGACCUGGCGAUUCGCGGGACACUCCACUCGGUCGACCAGUACCUCAACAUCAAGCUCGAGAACACUCGAGUUGUGGACCAGGACAAGUAUCCCCACAUGCUAUCUGUGCGGAACUGCUUCAUCAGGGGCUCGGUGGUGCGGUACGUGCUGCUCCCGCAGGACGGGGUGGACAUUGACAUCCUCCACGAUGCCACCAGGAGGGAGGCGCGCGGAGGCUGAUCGACACGCCCCCCUCAACUGGUCCCUCGCCUUCUUCCCCGACAGGAACCCUGAUCUGAUCUGUGAAACAUGUAUCCAUCCUCCUGGUGUUAUUAGACAGAGACAGCUGACUGGCCAAACUGUUAUCCAUCAGCUCCCCUGGUACUUUGCAGUGGCAGACAUUCCAGGUUGGGUGACCUGCAUGUUCCUUGUGGGCUGCUAUUAGUAGUGCUGUUAGACUGAGUCAGCCCCACUUAUUAGCUGUGAUGUUUCGGCCCUGUCUGUGGCCAUGUUUUUCUUGAGACCCGCUGCGCUAUCAA